Molecule: messenger RNA, 1092 nt
Organism: Verticillium alfalfae VaMs.102
Lineage: Eukaryota; Fungi; Ascomycota; Sordariomycetes; Glomerellales; Plectosphaerellaceae
Exons: 1
Coding region: 1-1092 (363 amino acids)
Source: RefSeq, a predicted model, not a curated record
AUGCCCCGAAAAACGUUGAUCCUCGCCGGCGCCCCCCUCUCAUCCGCCCUGACCUGGGAUCCCUCUGGCCUCCUGAACGACUUCUCACCCCCCUUCACGGCGUUCCUCAGCGAUGACAACCUACCAGAUAUCCCACCAUCCAGCAACCCAUCAUGGCGCGCCCUGCCCCUGACGCGUCGACGUCUUGAGACGGGCCUCUCGCAGGUCCACGCCUACCUCAACGCCCCCGCCUUCCAGCCAGACGCCAACUUCUUCACAACGUCCCUCACCUCAUCAGCCUCCAGCUCCGACUCUCACGACCUCACGACCCAGUUCUACGACCACUCCCUGGCGCACCACACCGCCCUCCCCUCUUCCCCCGUCCCCGGCCCCGUCCCCGGCUCCGCCGAAGAAACAACAUCCUUCCUCACAACCUCGACCUCCUUCGCCUCCAACCCGCCCGGUGAGCCUCCACUGCGCGUCGCACCUGCACAGCAGCAGCAGCAGCACCACCACCACCACCACCACCAGCAGGAGCAACCCCUUCACCUCUCCGACCUCGAAGACGUGCCUCCGGCCCACUCCCUCCUAGCCCUGCACCCGCAAACGGUGACCCUGAACCUCAUAGCCGGCGUCAUCGCCCCGUCGGCCCCGCGCCCCGUGCGCACCCGCUAUGGCGCGACGCUGCACGUCCUCGAGCUGCUGCUCGGCGACGACACGCGCGCCGGCUUCGCCGUGACGUUCUGGCUGUCGGCGGCGGACCUCGCGGCGGCGGUGCCGUCGCUGGUGCUGCGCCUGCGGAGGCGGGACGUCGUCAUGCUGCGCGACGUGGCGCUGCACGUCUUCCGGGGCAGGGUGUACGGGCAGAGCUUGCGCAGGGGGCGGACCAAGGUCUCGCUGCUGCAUCGGGGCGGGGCGCGUGGGGAGGGGGCGGGGUGCUAUUCGGGCGCGGACCUGCGCAGGGGCGGACAUCCGCAAGUUGACAAGACGAGGAGGGUCAGGGACUGGGUGCUGCGGUUCGUGGGCGGUGAUGACGAGGAGGGGGAGAGGGGCGCGGGCGGGGGAAAGGCCAGGAGAAGAGGGUGGGACAGACCGCCGGAUGAUACACAAUAG